Messenger RNA from Talpa occidentalis (Iberian mole), 4177 nucleotides. It is a transcript of the gene ZNHIT1, whose product is annotated as zinc finger HIT-type containing 1. The transcript is spliced from 8 exons. Lineage: Eukaryota; Metazoa; Chordata; Mammalia; Eulipotyphla; Talpidae. Bases 389 to 1147 code for a protein of 252 amino acids. Gene Ontology annotation, molecular function: nucleosome binding. Gene Ontology annotation, biological process: chromatin remodeling. The record is from RefSeq and is a predicted model, not a curated record. Gene Ontology annotation, cellular component: Swr1 complex.
CGGCCAGGGUGCAGGAGGCCCCAGCCCUUGCGUGGAGCUGAGAUGACACAGUCGUAGCGCAGGAAGCGGCAGCCACCUCCCUGGGGAGAGAAGAAGGGAUGGAGAUGGAUGAAAGCAAGUGGCUCUACAAGCUAUUCAGAUGGUUGAUCAAAUUAACAUAAAGGCAUCUCUACAGAGCCGGGGAGAAGCUCUAGGGGUUGUCUUUGUGACGAUGACAGCCUCAGAAGGCCCAAAAGAAAAUGUUUUUCGAAAGACCACUGGCACCACCUCUUUAAAAGGACCCAUUUCGGGGAGUCCUACAAAUACACAGCGACACUGAGGCCGGAAGUAGCCUUGCCCUUAUGAAAUAUGGCGGAAAGCGUGCUCGUCUCCAAGGGAACAUCCCGUAAUGAGUCACAGCGUUGGAAUUAUUCUACGCACGCGCAGAAGCACAAGCGCCGGAAAUGGUGGUGCCCCUACCAACGCGAGUAGUUUAGUGCGCGUGCGCAGUCGACUCUUCCGCCAGCUGCGUGUAGAAAUGGUGGAGAAGAAAACUUCGGGAAAUCAGAUUGCCAAGUUCAAGUAUCAAGGCCAGUGUGUUAAGGUGCCAGUGGAGCCGGAAGUCCUGAAUGUACAGUGGUCUCCAUCAGCAUGGUUGUGUGAGAGGCCUCCAAGAGACAUUUCACUGUUGGGCCUGAGGUUGGCAGGACAGGCUGGGACCAAAGUUCGCUCCCAGGACCCUGGACAGCGGCGGGUGCUGGACCGGGCUGCCCGGCAGCGCCGCAUCAACAGGCAGCUCGAGGCCUUGGAGAAUGACAACUUCCAGGAUGACCCCCAUGCAGGACUCCCCCAGCUCGGAAAGAGGCUGCCCCAGUUUGAUGAUGAUGCAGACACUGGAAAGAAAAAGAAGAAAACCCGAGGUGAUCAUUUUAAACUUCGCUUCCGAAAAAACUUCCAGGCCUUGCUAGAGGAGCAGAACCUGAGCGUGGCCGAGGGCCCCAAUUACCUGACUGCUUGUGCAGGACCCCCAUCCCGGCCCCAGCGCCCCUUCUGUGCUGUCUGUGGCUUCCCCUCCCCGUACACUUGUGUUAGCUGUGGUGCCCGGUACUGCACUGUGCGCUGUCUGGGCACCCACCAGGAGACCAGAUGCCUGAAGUGGACUGUGUGAGCCUGGUUUGUUCCUGGAGAGGAACAACCUGGAGAGGAACAUGCAUCACCCUGACCUCAAGAAAGGGCAUCACCAAAAGCAGGGUGCUCCGCCUGAACCGAGAGAGGAGUGGUUCACUUACCCAAUAGAGUUUGUGUCUUACCUUCCAGGAAAGAGGAGUCUGGACUCCCGGGGACUGUGAGCUAAUAGAUUACUGUGUAAUAAAAGGUCUCAUGCAAGGAGGAGCUGACCUGUUUGGUCACAUAGUAUUGUGGAAGUGAGGUUCAUGGGUCACCUGUCUCUCCUACCCUCUGCCAUGUGUCUCUAUGUCUUUCUCUGUUUCCUAUCAGUCAGCCCUCUCACUCUCUUCCCCCUGGGUCGUAACCAUGAACUGUUUUGUCCCAUUCUCCUGCCAUCCCCAUGUCUCUGCAUUUCUUGGCUACUUUUUGAUUCUACUCUUUUUAAAUUUAGUCCUUUUGUUUUUGCUUCUUGUUUAUCUAGUUCCCCAGAGUAUCAGUUGAAUACAAGUAGAUUCCAGGACUGGGAGACAGAAAAGUAGGGUCAUUUGGGGACAGAGGUGCAGAUACUGCAGGAGGAGCUGGCCCUGUCUUCAUCCUCUGGUACCUAAUCCAAUGGAAGAGCUUAGCUGCUGCCUUUGGUGCUGCCAGGCUUCGGGAAGAGCUUUCCCGAGUAAGCUCUUGUUUUCAGGGGUUGUGGUAUCUGAAACUAUUAGUAGCAGAGAAAACCCAGUAGCUUCUGAGGAUACAGGGUAAUUCACAGCAUAGAGAGUCCUUCUUUUGGUGACCCUGCAUCUGGGACUCUUGUACAGUUUUAGAACUUCUUAUACAUGCCUUCUCUAAGUGGUUUGCAAGCUGCAAGCUUGUAAGCGCCUUGAAAUUGCUGUCUUAAGCCUGCUGCCCUGUUGGAACAUAGUAGCAAAGCAGAUGCUUAGGAAGUAUUUGUUGAAAAAUGACCUCAGUGUGAAUAUGAAUGAGAUCCAGCAAAAGUGGUGUUAGACUUCUUUUUUUUAGUUAUUCUCCCCACAUUGGGGGGCUUUCCUGAGGCUGGCCCAAGUAUUCUGGUGUCAUCCUGAGGAACUGGUUACUCUUUCUCUGCAGACUUGCAGUUGGACAAGUAACUUGGUGACAGCUUCAUGUUGGAUGGCGCUGAGGACAGGGAUUUGAAGUGCCCUAAAUGUGGCGGUUUUAAAAGAUGGCUAUCCUUUCAUCAAAAGGUGGGGUCUUCUCCCCUGAGUUCUGGGUGAACUUAUGUCUGCUUCAACCAGUAGACAGUGGCAGAAGUGAGACCAAAUGACAUUCAAGGCUAGGCUGUAAAAGACAGUGCAGGGGCUGCCUUGUCCCUAGGACACUUGUUUUUGGAGUGCUCAGCCACCAUGUAAAAUAUCCAAGGCCGUCUGCGAGGUAGCCCAGCAUUCCGGUUGACUGACCCAGCAGAGCUAAGCCUUCCAGCUGUCCUAGUCCUAAGCUUCCAUCACACGAUGAAGAUGCGUCCUGAUAAUUCCAGCCCCUGGGUAUCAAGUCAUCCUCAGCCACUGGAGUCUUCCCAGCUGUGUUGUCCACGCCAGGCAGCAGACACAAGCCAUCUUUGUCGUGCCCUGUCUCAGCUCCUGGCCACAGACUCUGCACAUGUAAUAAAGUGGUCUGUAGCAUUGAGUCUUGGGUGGUUCAUUAUGUAGCAGUAGUAACUGGGACACCAGGAAUCCAGUUUGCUGAUUGCUAAGUCCCAGACUAGCUUAUUGUUUUUCUCCCAAGUAGGGAAGCUUCCCUGGGUCCUAACCCUUCUAUUUUCUUCUUCACCAAGAAGCACAUUCAAGAAGAAAAAUAGGAGCGAAUUUCUGGGCUGAGAAAUAGCAUCUGUGCUUCACUGUGAUCACCUGCAUCUGAGUUCCUCUCAGAUUUACACUGAGACAGCAGUUUCUUUGGUUUAUUUCCUAAAUUCACUGACUUUGCUUCAUAUUUUGUUGUGAUAGAAUCACUUAGAUUCUGCUUUCUGUUAAGAUUUGUCUACUCAGUGAUGCACUCAGCCCUCCCCAAUUGGUCUUGGUGGGACAGAGCCAGACCCAAUGCCUCCUUGGUCUCUGCUGCUCUGAUGUUGAUUGGGUCCACUAGUCAUCCUCCAGGAAGCUCUUCCAGGAUGUCUGGAUCCCACUUAAAGCCAUAACUUGCCAAGGAAAGCUUCAAUCAAAUUUUACCAGCUUCCUGCGUGCUGGAGUAGACUUGGUCCCCACCUUGAAAGAUGCCUGGGUCUUUGGGGAAUCUACAUUAUGCUAAAAGCUUCUAGAUGCUUGACCCAGUGUCAUAUGGUGGGGUGGCUCAGUCCCUUCCUGGCACAAGGGCAGCAGAGGCUCAUGCUGGGAUCAGGAAGGCUGGGGAAUGGGGGGCUUGAACCUAAAGACCUCAAUGAGCAUUGAAUUUAAUUGAUUUAGAUUAGUUUGGAGCCAGGAAUUCUGGGAAGCAGGCCAGUUGUGUCUUUAGUCUUGAAAUCUUGGUCCCACUCCUUAUUGACUGUGUAGUUGGGACAGGUUACUUUGCCUCUCUGGCUUGUUAGGCUGCCUCCAGAUACCAUGAGAAUUAAAUAGAUCACAUUUAACUUAGUGCCUGGUGCCUGGCAACUACUGAGUAACGGAUAGUUUUUUACAUCACUGCCCAGGAUCGAAAGCAGUUUGUCAUUAAGCUUUUUCACAGCCAGUUCCCUCAAAGACAGGAUGUUCCUUGGAACUGCCCCAACCCCUAGCCCCUGUCUGGAAACUAACUGCUUACAUUCCUGUUUGCUCCUAGCUUAUAAAUUCUUUGAUGGUGGGGGCCAUGUCUUAGUGUCCAUUCAACCUUCCAGCAAAAAAGAUAAGUGUUGUUAGGAAGCAUGUGUCAGUAGCCCUUUAUAGCCUUGUGAUCAUGCAUGGUGGACAAAGAAAUUGAAACUUAACCUAGUGACUAUAUUAAGGCGCAUACUUAAAUGCUCAAAUGUGAAAUCUGGUUCAACUUAGUUUUUCUGAAAGGGGAGAGGAGAAGAGGCGGAAGCUGUGGGCUGGGG